GCUUGCGCAGGUCGACUGCUGUUCAUCAGCAGUUCGGUUUCCGUCCGUUCUGUUACAUCGUUAUUGUUCCGGUCCAGAGCAUGGUUUCCUCGGACUUUCGCUGGGGAGUAUCUCUUCUUCUUGCCAAGACGUUUUUGUGGGCGGCAAGUUACCAGCGGGUCUCAGCACCGCCACCGUCAUUUCCUGGCUGAAGCGGCGUGUGUGAUCGUCGUAGCUCUAGUGAUGGGCUGUUGCGAUAGCGAUGGGCCUGUCAAUUUCAGUAUGUUGAGGAUGCCUGACAUCGUGGCAGUAGAUUUCUCCAGCCCGUGGUUUUGGGGACCGGCCAUCCUCAUGUACUGUGGACCCUUUGUGAAGCCGUGUGUGUGUGUUUGGGAGCACAGAGGGUACCACCUGCGACGUCUGCUUGGCGACACGGGUAUGAUGAGGGCCGUGGCCAUGCUGACCCUGCUGGCCCAUCUGGCAACUGUGUUCAGCUUCUACCACGGAACAGGUCACCAUCCUCAGGCGGAACUACUGCGGAGCAAUGAGGUUCUAGUGGUGGGCUACGUCCAUCUGUUCUGUUGUCUGUGGUUCCUGGUGCAGGCUUACUCCUCUUAUGGAUGGAGGGCUGUGUUGGGAGACACGCCAGCCUGGCUGGUUUUCUCUUCGCCAUGGUCCUGGCAGUGGCCCACUUCCUGGCAUUCCGUCUUGAAAGGUCUGCUCUUCAAGCUCCCAAGGAGAAAUCUGUACGCUCCGUUGGUGGCGGUGGUGGUGGUGGGGGGGGCAUGCUGGAGACCUUUUGGACGUAUUUCUCAAAGGGGACAAAGCAGGCUAAACGAGGGAGAAGGAAUUAGUUAGAAUGAGCGAGAGAAAGAACACAGUUGAAACGGGACGUCGGAAGAGUUUUUUUUUAUGCACCCCGCAUAAUUUAGCAAAAUUUCAUCAUUUUUUGCAUAAUUUCUGAUUAUUUUCCUUCCUCAUUCUCUUGUUUAACCUAGAAUCGCAUAAUAUUACAUUUUUUGGGCUCAGUUUGCAUAAUUUCAGAAUUUUUCUUGCAUAAAAC
Messenger RNA from Aplysia californica (California sea hare), 1042 nucleotides. RefSeq lists its product as uncharacterized. The record is from RefSeq and is a predicted model, not a curated record. Lineage: Eukaryota; Metazoa; Mollusca; Gastropoda; Aplysiida; Aplysiidae.